CCCCGCCCGGCGGCUAGCCCAGUGCGCGGGCCCGCGGCGCUCCCCUGUCCACCCGGCCGGCUGCUCGGCCGCGACCGCCCCGCGCUCGGACAUGGCUGGCAAAGCACACAGGCUAAGUGCUGAGGAGAGGGACCAACUGUUGCCAAACCUGAGGGCUGUGGGGUGGAAUGAGCUGGAAGGCCGCGAUGCCAUCUUCAAGCAGUUCCAUUUCAAAGACUUCAAUAGGGCGUUUGGGUUCAUGACAAGAGUGGCCCUGCAGGCUGAGAAACUGGAUCACCAUCUUGAAUGGUUUAAUGUGUACAAUAAGGUUCACAUCACCCUGAGCACCCAUGAGUGUGCAGGCCUUUCAGAACGGGACAUAAACUUGGCCAGCUUCAUCGUACAAGUAGCAGUGUCCAUGGCAUAGAAUCCUGCCUUUCCUCUCUUAAUUCCUCGGGGUUAGCAGGUGACUAAACUGGAACCCAGGGAGGGAACCAAGAAGACCUUGCUGCAAGUCAGAAUUGCCAAGUCAAUCUUGUUGCCUCUGUUUGGAGGUGAGUCUUUGCUGUGGAAAGAGGCAAUGACUGCUUCACUGCCAACACCAGGAUUGAAGACCUUUCCCCCGACACCACUCUCUUCAUUCUUGGGGCUCUGUUAUGUGUACGCUCAUUUAAAUAAGCUUUUCCCUUUCUUUGUAAUUUCCCAGCAACAGUAAUUUCCUUCCCAGUUGUGUCUUGCUCCUUUUCUAAUUCAUUUCACAAGAAGCUGUGAUAGAGGGUGAAACAAAGUCCUAUCAUGGAAACCAAAGCCCUAAAGUGAUGAAAACACAAUGUGCUUUUAUUCCUCAAAUAAAACUCUUGUAUUUCUCA
Choloepus didactylus (southern two-toed sloth) is the source of this 848-nucleotide messenger RNA. RefSeq names its product pterin-4-alpha-carbinolamine dehydratase-like. The coding region runs from base 92 to 406 and encodes 104 amino acids. Gene Ontology annotation, molecular function: 4-alpha-hydroxytetrahydrobiopterin dehydratase activity. Gene Ontology annotation, biological process: tetrahydrobiopterin biosynthetic process. The record is from RefSeq and is a predicted model, not a curated record. The transcript has a single exon. NCBI's taxonomy places the organism in Eukaryota, Metazoa, Chordata, Mammalia, Pilosa, Megalonychidae.